AGUGAGCGCGGCGGCUGCAGUCCGUGGAGUUGGGGGUCGGGAGCUGCGCGGUUUAUGUAAGUAGAUCAGUGUGUACAGGAGCUGAGACCGCUGCGUCACUUACCAGGAGCUCUCCGCCGUAGCAUUGCGGGGGUUUGUACUGAAGGGAGGACGCAGCUUGUGUACGUUCAUACAGAGGGGCGGUGGUGACGCCCAGGAGCUGGAGUAGCAGAGUUGUGUUUGCUGAUUGAUGUUACAGAUAAACGUAUCUGGACAUACAUUCAAGAUGCAGAAUUUGGCGCUCUUGCUAACCUUGAUGCAUGGAGUAAUUUUGUGCUCCGGAGGAUCAUCUGACGACGUCCCCCGGUUAAUCCUUGUGUCUUUUGAUGGGUUUAGGGCGGACUAUUUAAACUACUCUUUGCCCAAUCUCCAGGAGUUUAUCAAUGAUGGUGUCCUAGUAAGAGAAGUCAAGAACGUCUUCAUCACCAAGACCUUACCUAAUCAUUACUCCAUAGUGACUGGUCUGUACGCCGAGAGCCACGGGAUUGUAGCCAACUCCAUGUAUGACAAAGACACCAACCUCACCUUCAGUGUUUCCAACUCUACGUCAGAGACCAAACCGGUGUGGUGGAACGAAGCCACCCCCAUCUGGGUGACAAACCAGCGUGCUGGGCGGAGGAGUGGCUCCGCCAUGUGGCAGGGGACUGACGUGAAGAUCCAGAACGUCACCCUAAAUGACUAUUUACAAUAUAAUCGCUCGGUACCUUUCGAAGAACGAGUGGAUAACAUCACCUCGUGGUUCACCAGGGCUAAUGACUCCAUCAACUUUGCGACUCUGUACUUUGAAGAACCCGACCACAGCGGACAUUCUUUUGGACCUGAAAACAUAUUUAACAUGUCCAACGUACUGAAAGACGUGGAUAUAAAAAUAGGGUACUUAGUGGCCAAGCUUAAAGAGUUAAAACUUUGGGACACAGUGAAUGUAAUAAUCACCAGUGACCAUGGAAUGGCCCAGUGCUCGCAGGACAGAGUCAUUGUGCUGGAUAAUUGUAUUGGCCGGGGAAACUACACACUGGUGGAUACAACUCCAGUGGCGGCCAUAUUGCCCCUUCAAGAUAUAAAUCUGGUUUACGGCCUGCUGAAAAACUGCAGCGAUCACAUGAAGGUCUACCUGAAAGACGACAUCCCCGAUCACUACCACUACAAGCAGAACAGCCGCAUCCAGCCAAUCAUCCUGGUAGCCGACGAGGGCUGGACCAUCGUGCAGAACGCCUCCUCUCCUGUAGCGCUGGGAAACCACGGCUACGACAACAGCCUGCACAGCAUGCAUCCCUUCCUGGCAGCCCGCGGACCAGCGUUCCACAAGAGCGUCCGGAUCAGCACCAUAGACAUCGUGGACAUCUAUCCCAUGAUGUGUCACAUCCUCGGCUUAACGGCAGAAGCCAACAACGGCUCCUUGUCCAGCACCAAGUGCCUGUUAGCCGACCAGUGGUGCGUCCAAGUCCCAGAAGCCAUUGGAAUCGUCAUAGGUGGGAUGCUGGUGCUCGCCACGUUUACCUGCGUGGUCAUAAUGCUGCUGAAGAAGAAGACGCCCUUCCAGGAUGACGAUGACCCUUUAAUUGACUGACCUCCUUUAGUCACAAGUAAACGUGGUACAGUCACUUUAACCUUUCGAAUGUUCUUCCAUGUAAAACCUGGGUGUGCCGAAAUCUGUCUAAAUAUUAGGUGGGGGAUAAAAAAUAUAAAAAAUCGUCCCAAAUAUUAAAGGUACAAUAGGGCAAAAUGCCAGAUUCAGGCCCCUCCUGGACUGGGUCACUCCUCUGCUUAUAGGCAUGUCGGUUUUCGCUGCAGGUUGAGACCCAUGGCAAAAUCGGCGCCAAAUCUGCUCAUAACUUUUUACACUGAAUUUGGGGAUGUUCCCUGAGGUAUCCAUCUUUGCACAAUGUAUAGAACUAAUUGGCACAUAAGUUGAGUAAUGUAAAAACAUUGAAGUGUUUCUUUUGCAUGGCAGCCAGUAUGGUUUUCUGUUGGAAACAGUCAGCAAGCUCGCAGUAGACAGAUCCCAAACAGCCCAAAAAAUGUAUGGCCAAAAAUAAAUGUGUAAUUACUAAAAAUU
Molecule: messenger RNA, 2095 nt
Organism: Bufo bufo (common toad)
Lineage: Eukaryota; Metazoa; Chordata; Amphibia; Anura; Bufonidae
Product: bis(5'-adenosyl)-triphosphatase enpp4-like
Exons: 4
Coding region: 230-1606 (458 amino acids)
Source: RefSeq, a predicted model, not a curated record